Molecule: messenger RNA, 2593 nt
Organism: Homarus americanus (American lobster)
Lineage: Eukaryota; Metazoa; Arthropoda; Malacostraca; Decapoda; Nephropidae
Product: vegetative cell wall protein gp1-like
Exons: 3
Coding region: 2048-2593 (181 amino acids)
Source: RefSeq, a predicted model, not a curated record
CAGCAUGAUGCCCAAUGAACAGAUACAGCACAAUACUCGGCUUUUAAGUGAACUGUAGAAGCAGUUACCAGCACAAAAAACUCACCUAUUUUAUAGUCGGCGUCACACUAGCAGUUUUUGCGUUAACUCCAUAUUUUCUGUCGUUUUUCAGUUUUUAUCUUUCCUCGGGAGUAUCACUCACACGAAGAUUAAUGUCCCCUUCCCGCCUGAAUGCUCCCGCCAUCCACUGUGGUCAAAUCUAGAUCCAUGCUCGAUAAUGAAGAUCGUAAUAUAAAAUAAAAUAUCAAGGUACUUAAAACUAAAUGUAAUUGUAAAAUACUUAAUAUCACAUUUUUAAUAAAUAACUUAAGUGUACAUUUUUAAUUUAUGUUAUUCCUAAAUACAUCUGAUGUUUAUUUACAUUAGGAGCGCACGUAGAAUGACGUGCGCUAGUUCUAUACGUGUGCGCGCAUAAAAAUUACAAUCCUUAGGAUAAAUAAUUAAUGCAAGAAGAUGACGCUAAGUGCUAGUGUGACGCUACCUUAUUGUGUAACCUGGCUACCUGGGAGGGUCUCUAAGUACUAUUAACGGUUAACCUAGCAAAGGAUUUUCAGUUAAAACACUAGUACAUAAUGAUAAUAAUUAUAAGACUCGUAUCAGCAGUGUGAUUUGUAGAAAAACAGUAUUACAAUGGUUGGUAUAAGGAUCUAACAGGCUACAGUUUAAGUGAUUCAUGGUAGAUUGUACAAGCUACAGAGCAAAGGAGGAAUGCUACUCUUGCCCAGGUGAGAUGACGGGGCUGGCAGGUAGAAAUGCUCUCUGAGUGGCCAGUAAACAAGGUUCUCACCUGGCCUCGUGGCGUAGUUCUGUAAUAACAAAGAAACUUAGAAAUGUAACACCCACAAAUGUUCCCGAGGAGCCGUAUUUUAGUUAGGGAAUUAUCUGAGGCUGGAACAUUUCCGGGCCUUUGUAUUUAGUAUUGUAAUACACUAAGACGUAUCCCGCCCUACCCGGCUCUGUUUCUUCUCGAUUACUCCUCCCGAGCAAUUUUUUUGUUUGGACACAGUUGUCUUAUUUCUUUUUACAAAUAAUGCCACGAACAGUUGCCCAGCCGAUGGCUAGUAUAGUGAAGAAUAUUUUAAAGAAGGUUGGUGGACGAGAGGUCUGUGAAGAUGAAGGUGUCAAUUAAAUAGCAGGAUGAUAAGUUAUCUCCGCUUCUGAGAGAUAAACGGGAGCCCUUGAGGUGGGAGGUGGCGCUGGCUAGUACACGUUAACACUGUCUCACACUCGACUGUGCGACGAAAAAAUUAUUUCACUACACUUAACUACUAUUAUCUAGCCUAACCAAAUGGCUCAACCUAACCAAAUUUAACCUAACUUAACCUAACCCCCCCUCCAAUCUAACUUCCCCAAGAAGCAUGUGAAUUAAUUUUGUUUUGAUGGUAAGAUUCUGUCCACGUGCCCUCAGAGCCCUUACUCAAAAGGUAAAUAUCAGUUAUUAGUUAAAAAGUCUAUGGUAGGUAUUAUCAUAACCUUGCCACUCAUCAGAAACAGGGGGUGACGUUGGUGAACAUGGACGAGGAUUCAAAAUGUGCUUUUAAAAUGUUGGUUUGUGACGUUACCACAUAAACAAAGCAGAAAAGAAGACUGGAGAGAGAGGGGGUGGUUUUUUUCGUGUGGGAAGAAAACAAGGAGUUAAUAUAAUAGUAACGGGAUUACAAGGGGUUAAGGGGGAGAAUGAUGUUGGGGGCAGUGCGGACUGAGAGACGGAGGCACAAGCGGGUGGCAGGUAAUUUUUGUACUUUCUUUUUAUCGAGAGUUUUCCGUACCUCUCCUUUUGUAGGUAAGGCCAUUAACCAAAAAAUAAAGUGGCACGAGGAGUGUACAACAUUUACCCGUAGUGGUUGUUGGAAAACCUUAUAAUAUGGAGGGAAGGGGAGGAUAAGCAUAAACAAGAGAUGGAGGCUGCCGGCGGAGGGUAUCCGCCAGAAAAGUAUGAUCUUUAGAACUUAGACGGUGUUUUCUGGCUAUUUCAUAAUUGAACCCGCCACUGGAGGGGACAUAAGAAAUGAAGAAAACGGGGCGGGAAUUGGAAGCGCCACGCAGUGAGGAGAGAGGAGUGGUGGAGCUGGACUCUCCGCCAGGCACUCCCAGUGACCAGAUGAUCCUCAGCACACCUGGAGUAUCACAGAUGGCGGAGAAGCAACACACGGGCGGCGGGGUGCUCAAGACGUCCUCCUCGGGGGUCCUCAAGAGGUCCUCCUCGGUAGAGAUCCUCACCGGGAUUACCCCCAUCCAUGGCCGCAUGACCUCGCCAGUCAACAUGAGCAGCUGUCAACUGUCGUACCCAAUGAUCAACCGGCCACAAGGAAGACCUCCCCCUGCCGCAGCCCCCAGUAACACCAGCGUGAGACCCCCUCCCUCCUCCCUCCCACCCUCAGGCACCCCUGCUGCAGCCCCCAGCAACACCAGCUUGAGACCCCCUCCCUCCUCCCACCCACCCUCAGGCACCCCUGCUGCAGCCCCAAGCAACACCAGCGCACCCCUCAUGCACCUCCUCCUCCCACCCACCCUCAGAGCACCCCUGCUGCAGCCCCCAGCAACACCAGCUUGA